AAAACCAAUUCAAAACACUAGCAACUGGGAUCUAAACAUGACUAGUUGGCGUAGUCUGAUCGAUGAAGCUUUAUCGGACGAGGGAAUCAUUGAUAAAAUAAAGUCCUUCAUUCAUAGAGGGGACGUUGAUAUGACCAGACUAACAAAGUUUGAGCUACUGGAAAUGCUAAGGUCUAAGGGUGUAAUUGACAUGCUGGUUUCUCAAAUAAAGUCUAAAGAGCAGUCCAAGAUUUUCUCCAGAGGUCAUGAUAGUUCUGUGGGUACAUACGAAGAUCCUAGAAGAUGUAUGUCAAUCAAUACGAGUUCCACUGCAGUAUUAGUAGUGGAUGUUCUGCAGGGGAGAGCGUUUACGAGUCACCUCCAGACAUAUGAAGACAUACAAAUUGAGGAAUUUAAGUGCUCCGACAUCAGUUUGCAACUACAUAUUGCUUACAAGGACUGUAGAUUUUCCAGCAAGUUAUUCCAGUGCACAACGGAGCCCAUUAUCAAUCAGAUCUUUUGUUUUGAGCUUAUUUCUGGAUACCUUAGCAAGGGACGAGAUGUGACCCUUGAAGAUUUGCUGUUCGAUAAACCAGUUUCUUUUGUACAAAUCGUAAUCACAUCGAACGUAUUAUCAACUGGAAAACGAGGUUUGAUCUCAUCAACCUACUUUGACUGGCGUCCAUAUUUCAUGGGCAAUUCUAAAUGUAAAGAAGUAAACUUAAACCACUGGACUAAUACCGUAUCCAUAGAACUACAAAGCACCGAUCCAGACUGUAAUGUACCUGCGGGUGUUCUUGAUUUACGUCUUUCUUUAAUAUGUCCUAAUGCAUCUAUCAAUACGAAAUGGUCUGAUCCAGUAAAGCAGACAUUUGAUUCAAAUGCACCUGGUGUAAUUAAUCAUCAAACUUGUAAAUUAAAACAACUAUCACCCUCACUUAUUCAAGCGCAUUUUCAAUUAGAAUUAAAUCGAUCAUUUGAAAGGGAAAACACGUUCACUAAUUAUGUUCGUCAAUGGUGGCGUGAAUUAACACAAUUGCGUGAAGGAUUCUUUUCUGAACGUCUUAUUAAAAUAUUUGCAGCUGAUGAAAAUGGACGUACACAAUUUGUGUGUAACUUCGUAAAUCCACUCAGUGCAAGUCAUAUUCUUGAAACCCCAUAUAUAGCCGCACGCUUCGUUUCAAGUAUACCCUAUGAACCCUUUUACGGCGUCGGGGUUGGGAUAAAAGAACGUUGGUGUUCUGGACUGGCUUUUGUUUCUUCAAACUCUGGAGAUGUAGCAGAUCAUGCAAACCUUUUAUGUUCUCUACUAUUGGGUUAUGGAGUUGAAGCAUACGUUGCUUUAGGCACAAGUCAAUUCAAUAUGAAUAAGCAGCAAAUGACUACUUCCUCACAUUUAUAUGCAUGGGUCGUUGUUUGUUCUGACGAUUAUCAACGAAUCACAUUUUGGGAUAGUAUAACUGGUCGUUGUUAUAUUCAUACAACUGGUGGUUGCGAACAAAAAAUCUAUCCUUCUCCAUUCUAUACCAUUGGAUGUUUAUACAAUAACAGUUCAUUUUUGCCAAUAUUCAACCAACUGAUAAAGUAGUAAACUGUCUUUUUAAUUUAAAGAAUUCAUGUCAAUGGCGUCCUAUGUCAUUUGAAGUCAUUCAAACAGUACAUAAUUACUCAAGUUUAUACCUUAGAAAAUUGAAUCCUGCCAUUCAAUCUAUAGAUGAGAUUACUGUACAAUGUCAUGAAUCCUUACGUCGUUUAGCCGAUAGUUGGCGUAUGGAAAAAUUAAGAUGUAAUAAUCAUAUUACAUGGAAAUGGGAUAAUAAACUAGAACAAUUAUUAUUACCUUUGAUUGCUAAAUAUGAAGCAGAUCAAAAAAAUUUAUCAAAUUAUGAUGAUAAUGAUAACGUUGUACAAAUACAUGAGGUAUUAGAGAAUGAUUUGAUUAUGUCACCAAUUCAUCGUCAUAUACCUAAAGAUUUUACAUUCAAAUCUUAUCCAGUCCAGCUAUCCCAUUGUAAUCCUCAAAGAAUAUUACGAAGUUGUUUACGUUCCCAAUUAUGUCGGGAUAUACUAAGCUGUCGUGGUGAUCAUGUUCAACUUGCCUUAGGUUUACGCAUUAUUACAUAUGCUGAAAAUGCAAUGAUUACAUGGGUUAUAUUUGCAUGUUCAUAUAAAUCUGUAAUAUAAAUUCAAUCAUAACCCUUUUUCAAGAGAUGACGAAUUAUUUGCUUGAAGUAACCAAUUUCUGAAAAGAUAUUUUGAUUCAUUUAGGACUUAAUAAUUUAUAAAUAUCUUUAUGUUCGUAUUUACAAAGAGUACUCAUGUUAAACCCUUUAGUUCGUUGUAAAAAACGCCCUUGUUCAUAAUGCACAUGUGAUUGUUAAUGGAUUGAUAAUUCUUUAUAUCCAUAAUGUUUUUUUACACUUGAACUCCUGUGGUUAUACUAAUUUUUCUCCCAAUUGUUCAUAUCCGUUUAACUUGAGACUUUCUGAAGGGAAUGAAAAAUCAGUGUUUGAAUUUUUGUAAAUUGUUUUUUUUUUAAAUUUAGAACUCACCAAUUGUAAUUUGUAAUGAUUUGGAUUAUUCCGUUGUUGACAUUUUGACUGGAAUUGAUCAGUCUUGGUUGACAUGUAGAUCGCCUUGAUAUAGCCAUUAUGAUAUAAACUUAUUUACAGUAUAGAAAAUGUGGCUUCGAGUCCCGG
Molecule: messenger RNA, 2678 nt
Organism: Schistosoma mattheei
Lineage: Eukaryota; Metazoa; Platyhelminthes; Trematoda; Strigeidida; Schistosomatidae
Source: the annotation of a GenBank genome assembly